UAUGGAAGAUAAUUAAUGUUUAGCUUCUCUCUUUGCUGACCUCUUAUAAAUAGUCAAACCUUAAUCUGCUGAUGCAUAACAGUUUAAAGAAGUCUCAAAUGAAAGAUUAAGAAAAUGUAUCCUUGAAUUAGUAAGAGAACUUAUAACUCUUAUUUAGAAUCUAAAGGAGCAGUUAGAAGAAUUCAUAGACAAUAAGUAUGAACAAGAGAUUCAAAGACUUGAAAAUACUAUUAGAUAACAUAUAAGAGUAGAAUAAUAAUAACGAUUGUAAAUAGAAGCACUUAUGUAAAAACUAGAAGAAGAAUAAUAGAAAUAUGAAGCAGAAGUCAAAAAUUAAAAUGAAAAAAUUAAGUAAUUAGAAAAUAUAUGUUCAUAAAUAUCAAUAAAUAAAGUCUAAAAUCUCAAUUAAACUAAUUUUAUAAUAGAUCCUAACAAAAAAUCACCAACAGCUUAUGAUAGAUUGAAUUAAUUAGUAAGUGCUAAAACUAAAUAAUAUACUUUAUCUGCAUCAACUAUCAAUACCUAAUAGUUAUUAAAAAUUUAUUCAAAUCCAUAAUAAUUACUUAAGAAAAUGUAAGAUUAGAAAAACAACGAAUAAAUCUAAAUUAGAGUUGAUACACAAUAAUCUGAAAAAGAACAGAGUUUAUUGAAACUUAGAAGAUGUGUUGAAGAAAAUAAAAGUGAAAUGUUUUCAUCCUAAAGAAUUGAAUCAACCAGUUUAGAAAAAUACAAUAGAAACUCAAAAAUUAUGAGAAAUUCUACUAGAUAAUCUUAACUUAUUGGAAACAGUUUUGAUCUUGUUUCCAAGACUAUGUAACAUUAUAAGAAAUAACAAAAAAGUUUAGGUACUCUUAGAUAAUCAUGGAAAAAAUGA
Molecule: messenger RNA, 874 nt
Organism: Paramecium sonneborni
Lineage: Eukaryota; Ciliophora; Oligohymenophorea; Peniculida; Parameciidae
Source: the annotation of a GenBank genome assembly